This is a messenger RNA of Ophidiomyces ophidiicola, 1065 nucleotides long. RefSeq lists its product as uncharacterized. Bases 1 to 1065 code for a protein of 354 amino acids. The record is from RefSeq and is a predicted model, not a curated record. Lineage: Eukaryota; Fungi; Ascomycota; Eurotiomycetes; Onygenales; Onygenaceae. The transcript has a single exon.
AUGACCUCGCCGAACCGUCAUAUCCCGCCGUCCGUUCUGUGGAGUGCCUGGAAGACCCUGAAAGGCACGUACGGGGCAACAGUCACAGUGCCUGAGGUCAACCUAAGCCAUAAAUGGGUGCUCAUCACAGGGUCGAAUAACGGCAUUGGCCGCGAAGCAGCAAUCCAGUUCGCAAAAUCGGGCGCUAAUCUGGUAUUAGCGUGCAGACAACCGCCAUCGUACGAAACGCACCCCGAGCAGGCCGUGGAAGAUUGUAAAGCAGCUGCUGGGGAGUGCGGGGGACAGCAGGUGAUUGAGUGGUGGGAGUGCGAUAUGGCCGACCUUGCGUCCGUCGAGGCUCUCGCAAAGCGAUGGAACGAGACAAACAGGCCGCUAGAUAUACUGGUGAACAAUGCCGGCAUCGCCCAACCCCAAGGCAAGGUCGUUUUGACUAGAGAUGGAUUUGAGAUAUGCCACCAGGUUAAUUUACUUUCCCACGCACUGUUGACGUUGAGUUUGCUGCCUUCGAUCGCGCAGGCAUCCAGCCCGCGUAUCAUAUGUACCACGUCCUGCCUUCACUACUGGGGCGCAUACGAUUUGUCCAACUCCAACUCUGGGGAUAACGCAUACGCGAAUAACAAGUUGUACUUUCAAAUAUGGCUUAGUGAAUUGCAACUGCGACUACUUCGGCGACCUGAUUAUGAUCACAUCGUGGUGCAUGGUGUUCAUCCAGGCUAUGUUAAGACUGGCAUUUUUAGACAUAUCAAUGACGGCAAUGAAGCCUCAAUGGGUAUGGCCCUGCUUUCCUGGAUCCUGCCUAGGUUGCUAGUGUGGGUUGGAAUUGAUUCACAGCAAGGCUGUCUGGCUAUAUUCAAUGCUGCCACUGCGCCUGAAUUCGGGUUACAAGUCGAUAGUGUAGACGAGUUGAGAGGCGGUGCAAAGUAUUUCAAUCGAUUGUGGGUGGAUGACCCGAGUCCCUAUACUAGGGAUGCCACUUCUCGAGAGGAAGUUUGGGAAUUCAUUUUGGAUGAAUUGGAUUCUAGCGGGAGACACAGUGUUCGGGAAGUUACGAAAGUUUUGAUCUGA